Hylaeus volcanicus is the source of this 1153-nucleotide messenger RNA. Its product is annotated as vitellogenin-like. Bases 38 to 997 code for a protein of 319 amino acids. Gene Ontology annotation, molecular function: lipid carrier activity. The record is from RefSeq and is a predicted model, not a curated record. The transcript has 3 exons. NCBI's taxonomy places the organism in Eukaryota, Metazoa, Arthropoda, Insecta, Hymenoptera, Colletidae. Gene Ontology annotation, biological process: lipid transport.
GGUGUCGCAUCAGUCGUAUCAGUAGAACACGUCGGAUAUGCUGGCGAUCAUUCUACCGUUCUUCCUGGCGGGACGCGUGGCCGUCGACCAGGAGGCCUCGCAGCUCUCCGAUUGGCAGCGAUACGGCCCGGAAUGCACUUACGACGUCCUGGUGAACAUGUCCCUGGCGAAUAUCGUCCACGAGAAGGACAAUUUCUGCUCGAUGAUCGCCACGGAGCUCAAGUGCCGUCCGAAAGGCAGCGACACCCUCGCCUGUCGUUUCGUUAACGGGAGAAUCGUCAGACCGGACCCCGAGGACAACAGGUGCACCAAUUCGAAGAACUUCGUGCCGGUCAGCGACAGAUUCGUCGGCGCCGACCCGUUCGAGGUCAGAUUCAACGCGAGAGGCAUCGAGAACCUGGUCGUGCCUAGACAGAUUCCCAGGUGGCGGCUGGACAUGAUGAGAGCUAUCGUUGGCCAGCUGAACGUUGGCUUCGAGCUGGAAAAGGGACGUCAACGGUUCGUCGCCAUGGAGAACUCGAGCAUCGGUUACUGCCAGGUGGAGAUCAGAAUGUCAAGGACGGAGUACGUUAUGGACGACGAGACGGGGAACGGGGAUCUCGAGAUUGACUUUGAACCGACGCGACCCGAGGUCGUGCCGCUGGACAGGGCUGGACUGACGAUCGAGAAGGUCAGGCAGCCGAAGAACUGCCCUAACAGGAAGAUAUACUUCUUCGGGAACCACGAGGACUUCAGCCUUGGGAACAAGAAUACGUUCAUGGAUAUGACCACGUCUAUCAGCCACAUAAGGAUCUCGCGGAGUGAGAUGCGCUCGUACACGGAAACCACGGGUAUAAUGCGAACGCUGACCAAGCCGAGAACGAUGCGACUCCACCAGAAAAUAAGCCUGUCCCUGAAAAGCAUAAAUCCCGCUCGUAGCCCACUGCUAGAGAUUAAAAAUCCAGCGUCGACCAGCUUGUACGCUUACACCGGUCUGGAAGGUAUUCCAGAGGUAUGAACGAGCAAACGGGAGCAUAAUGAAUCGAGACGAAGGGCGUCGUGCUUUCACCGAAAGCCUCUUACGGGGAGGAUAAAGGGAACUUGCCGUGGACAACAGGUGGAGGUCGAGUGGGGAAAAAAGCGAUGAUUGUGAAAUAAAAAAUUUGGAAAUGUA